CCAGUGCGUGCAUCGGGUGUGUGUCUCCGCUGAGGCGCGUUGACGUCCGCGACGAACGUCGUACGGCCCGGACGGCGGGCAGCAGCAACAACAGCAGCAGCGGCAGCGAGCAGUGAGUGAGCGAACGAGUGAGUGUGCGAGCGUGAUCACGCGUGUUGUGUGUCGCGCGUUGCGUGCGUGCGUGCGUGUGAACGAGCGACAGCGAGCGAGUGUACGUCCGUCUGUCCGCGAAUAAGUUCGUUCCUGCUCGCCCGCCUGUGCGUGAGCGCGGGGGCCGCGUUUCCGAGUGCGACGAAAUAUGUCCGAGGCUCCGGAAGCAUGAGCGAGGGAGCAGACUCGGUUGCGCAAACCUGCGGGGAUUCGCUCACGACCUUGGCAAUCGAGGGCGAGCGGGAUGGAACGACGAGCGCGACGGCGUCGCAGCCACCGACCACAACGAUGUACACCGGUAGGAGGCCGCGCUGCGGCACCAGUGGUCCACCACCGUCGCCCUACAUGUGGAUCGACGGCCGGCAGCUGCGGAGCGCCUUGGUCUGGGCCAAGAAACCGUCCGAAGCUGGUGACCCGCCCCGACGAGUCAGCUUCCCCCUGAGCGACAAUCACCUGGUAACGGGCUACUUGGAGCCUGCCAAUCCCUGGCGACACGCUGAGAAUGUGAGUCGUGAGGAUUUAAUAUUCGCAUACAAGGAGUCCUGCGCACGUCACAGCACCGAACCCCUACAGAGCGUUUUAGCUCAGCUCGAGAAUCUGGAUAUAUCUCACGAUCGUUGUGAGGAGCUGAACUUGGAAGGGGAAACCUUGGAUCAGGGUCAUUGCGAGCCAUUGGAAGAAAUACUGAAGAGAGUACAAUUUAACAGAAUUAAUUUAGAAGGGACAUCUUUAACCGACGAGAGCUCCAUAAUAUUAUUUGAUAUGCUGGAAUAUUAUGAGUCCACGAAACACUUAAAUAUCUCGUCUAAUCCGAACAUCGGGCCACGCGGCUGGCAAGCGUGCUCGCAUAUGAUUAAGAAGACUCAGUGUUUAGAGCAGCUCGAAGCGAGGGAUGUAACGCUUAACGAACAGUACAUGAACAUUUUGAACCGUGCAUUGCGAUUAGUCUGCCAUCUGCAUGUCCUUAAAUUGGAAAAUUGUGGACUGUCGGGCAGAGCAAUCGUCAUACUUGUUACAGCUCUAAAAAUGAAUAGCGGUAUACGGGAACUAUAUUUAGCCGAUAACGGGCUCGACCUGUACGACGCUAUACAGCUCGGAUCUCUCUUAAGAAUGAACAAUCACCUGCAACUGCUCGAUAUCAGUAAUAAUAACGUCCAGGACGACGGUGUACGGGAUAUAUUGGAGGGCCUGAUUAAUCAAGUGAACGAGGACAAAACCGGCAAGGGACUUAGUAUCCUGAUACUCUGGAAUAAUCGUCUAACUAAGAAAUCGUCACCUUACUUUUCAAGAAUUAUAGCAUUGUCGAAAACAUUGGAGACCCUGAAUAUUGGUCAGAACAUGCUGACGGACGAGGUAUUGAGCAUCGUGAACGAUUCGCUGAAGAAUAACCGUGUUCUCUUGCAAUUGGGCAUGCAAUCAACGGAGCUCACGUGCGACGGGAUAGUCACGCUCGCCGAGAUAAUGGAAACGAAUCAGGUCCUGCAGAGGAUAGAUUUACGGGACAACAGCAUACAGAUGCGCGGGAUGCACGCUUUAGUCAACGUGAUGAAGAGCAACAAGAGCAUCACGCAGAUCGAUCUGGACGACAAACCGCGGAUAAGAAUAGACGGCGCCUUGCAUCAGUACAUCGAGCUGGUGUCGGAGAUACGCGGCUACUGCGGCCAGAACGGGGAGCGCCGGCUGCUGGAGGAAUCCGCCGAGGACACCGAGAGCCCGCAGCACCCGAGCCGGCUGUUGAACGCGAGCUCCCGUAAGAUCUCGCUUACCUGUCAGACACUGCCAUGCCCAUCGCGACCGGCGGCGGCGUCGUUGGUCGAGGAGACGGCGGCGCGCAGCAUGCUGGAGCCGAAGCGCACCAGCGGUGGCCGCCUGCGUUCCCCGGCUCCCAGUCCCAUCCCUUCCCCGGUGGCGAGUCCGAUCCCCAGUCCGUCCCGCAACCGCUUCGUCGUCUGCCGGGUACCGGAGGCGUCGCUGCGCUCCACCGACUCCUCGGCCUCCUCCUCGCCGGUCACCCCACCGUCGCUCGGCUCCUCUCCCACCGGUCUCUUCGUCGGCGGCAGCCCCGGGCCGUCGCGGUUCCGCGUCUCGGUGGUCGAGCCGGUGAGCGCGCCCAGGUCGGUCGUCACCUCGCCCAGCGGCAACGUCACCAUCGGCUUUAACUUCAGGGUGUCGGCCGACUCCGGCGACGCCGGUCGCGGGACCAGGACCGACGUGGCGGCAGUCUCGGCGGCGAAGGAGACUACCUCGUCCUGUGAGAGCGUUGCGAAGCGCGAAGGCCCGCGUCUCGACGUUGCGCGGUCGCGUGGACGCGACGACGAGGAGGAGAAGGAGGAGGGGGAAGCGCGGAGCGAAGGCGUCGGAGAUCCCCGCCACGGCGAGACCACCGCGGGUCGGGGCCGCUACGUUGGAACGGAUCUCAAGAGCGUCACGACGGCCUGCGCGGACCGCCGUCGUAUCGUGUAUACGAGUACAAAGGAGCUACAGGUACCUGCAUAUCCGAGCGAAGGCACCUCUUCGCCGAGGAUUAGCGUAGUGGAGGAGGAGGACGGGGGUGGAGCGUCGACCGGCUCGCUCGAGGCGAGGCCGGCGGGAGUCCCGAUCCGCACCGCCGACUCGCAACCGCAGGAACGGGCGAGCACGUCGUCGGUGCAGAGGCACAAGUCCAGCCUGGAGAAGCUGCUGUCGCUGUUCCAGUACCCCGGCAGCCUCUUCUCGGACUCGUCGAGCGCCGCCGCCGCGGACAGCAGCAGCGGCAGGACAACAGCAGCCUCCCUGCAGGAGAACGUGAGCGGCGUGAUGGCAUUGGGCGACAAAUUGCAGCAGUACCUGAAAGAAGGCCGAGCCAAAGUUAGCACGGACGGCUCGUCGUGGUCGUCCGCGGAGCAACACGGGUCCCCCUUGAGGAGCAGGUCGAUUAGGUUAAACGUGACGCAGCUGCAGAGCCUGACAGGUAUAUUUGCGUCGUUCAAGCUCGACCCGCACGCGACCCUCGUCGAGCAGAGCGCGAGGCUCUUCGGCCAGCCGAAGAGCCAGCCGGCGAAUGUCGACGAGAGGGCGCCGGAGGCCGUGCCGAACGAACAGCAGCGGGAGAGUUUCGUCGGCGGCCAAGAGAAAAGUCAGCUUGCCCGAGAGACCGGUGAGAUUCUCGAGGGUACUCCCUUCGAUCGCGAUGACGAUGAGAAUCCAGCCGUGAGGAGGAGGGCGAAGGAUUCGAUGGAGGAUCGGGAGAAGAAUCGUCGGGAAGACGAGCGGGACUUGUUCGGUCGCCACGACCGCGUAGGGGAUCGGGUUGCGCGAAACGACGACGACGGCAGUAAUUCGAUGGCCGAUCAUCGGGCGAAGAAUCAAAUUACGAGGGACGCCGGGAGCAAUUUAUUCGGUCAGAAUCGGAUUACGAGGGAGGAGGGUCUCUUUCUCGGCCGGGGGAAGAGUCAGGUUGCGGGGAACGACAUGCAGAAGCCAGUCGAUGAUCGGGUUGCGAGGGUCGGCCGGGGGAACACGACGUCGGUGGAUCGGGAGAGGAACGAAGUCUCGAAUAACGGGGAUAAUUUAUUCGGUCUGGUGAGGGAUCAGAUUUCGCGGAACGACCGGCAGGAUCCGGAGGGGGCGGGGAAAAACCGGCUCGCCGGCAACGUGGAAGAGGAGGACCUCGAUGCACAGGGGAAGAAUCCGCUCGUCGAUGGUAGCGAGGAGGUGACCGUGGAAGACGACGACGGGGCCCCGGAAGAUCGGGGGAGAAGCGGGGAUUCCACGAGGGACGAAUUCCGGGAGGACUACUCGCGCGGCGUGUGUGAAUCACGAUGGACCGACCGGGGUGAUCGACCGUUACCUGAAAGUGUGCAAUCAAAGGACGAUUUUGCCGAUAAAGAUUUAGUAUUAGAAAGCGGGUGCGUCGCGACGGCAAACGCGAUGCAAUCGUCGUCGUCGUCAUCGUCGUUAUCAUCAUUAUCGUCGUCGUCGUCGUCGAGCAAAUUCACCGCGUGCGUAGCUGUAAAGUUAACGGACAUACCUGAAUACUCUGUUUUAGAAUUAAGUCGGGCCGACAGCGGGGAGUGCGAUGACGCGAGGCGUCCCUUACGUAGCGACGACGACGACGACGACGAGGGCGGUGAUUCAGAGUGCGUGGAGCGUGACGACGCCGAGGAACGCCCAACGCAGGUCGCGAACCCUCGGCGUCGGGGACGCGACGUGGUCACCGGAGCUAACGACGCGAAGUGCUCGGAACGUGACGACGACGACGAAGCGGCUGGGGGCGCGCGCGCCGCGACGGAGCCGAGGACAUGUGAUACAACCACGACGGACAGUAUUAAUCAGACUAGUGAUAGUAGUUUUCCGAUUUGUAACAUAGCGCGCGAUAGGGAAGUCGUAGAUAGCUUAAGUACCGCGCCGACGGCGAGCGUCGCGCCGGACGACGUCGGCGGGACGACGUUUGCACCGGGAGGCGACCAAGGGACGUCGGGGCCGAGGGACGCCGACGGUUUUGACUCAAACGACCAAGUUACCAGUGGCACGCGCCGCGUCGCUGACCAGGAUCACCGGUGCGACUUCACGGGGGCGAGAGGAGAGGGGGAGCAACGAGAGCCACAGCGGCAGGAUCACGCGGAAGUCCCCGACGACGACGCUUGCCGCGACUCCGCUCAUUGCAGAAGUACAAGUGUAAAUAUUAAUAAGCUAGAAUCUUCGACGAAGAAUACAAGUCCUGUCGCGGUGAGCGAGGACGGUGAGGCGCCACCUCCGUCGGAGAGGCUCCGCCAUCAGUCGUCCGUGCCAAAUAACGUCGACGUACAUCGAAGUAUCCUUAAGGACGCGGCGGGGGGCCCACCGGAAGCCGACAGGCGACGCAGCGAUCCGACCAUCCUCAUCGUACCACCGUACGAGGAGGCGUCCUGCGCCAACCUGGACAAGUCGUCCGACGUGGACGAGCUGAUCUUCUGCAUGACCGACAUCUCCACGGACGGCACAUCCGUGGAGGACGAGCUGUCGCCGGGCGUGACGUCUAGAUGCUCGCUGAACGCCAAGGUGGCCAACUCGAGCUACUUCGAGCUGCCGAUCACCACGGCCACCUCGACGACGACGAGCACGCUGCUGAUCGGGCAUCCGGAGGGUCUGCACAGGAACAGUCAGGACUCGGGCAUCGACGAGACCGCGAUGACGAUCGACGACUCAGUCGCAGCGGACGCCCAUCCGCUGCCGCCGGCGCGCAGCAGCCUCCAGGAGAGCGUGGACUCCGGGAUCGAGUCGGAGUGCUCGUCGAUCUGCAUCAGGGUGGACUGCGCCGCCGUCGAGCGGACGUUGGAGGUGAACUCCUCCAAGAGACCGGCGCGCAACGACAACAACGGCGCUCGUGAGGACGGCGGGGUGGCCGACGACGAGGACGACGACGGUGAAGGUGGCGGCGCCGCCGGCGAGGAGGAGGAUGACGAUGACAACGACGACGACGAUGACGACGACGACGACGACGAUGAUGACGGGGACGUCGACUUUGGGGAGUUCGCGUCGGGUUUCCUCGCGAAGGAGGCGCGGCUAGUAGAUAACGAUAGCGUGAGCGGCAUCGCGUGCUCGUACCUCAACAGCAUCAAGUGCGCGGUCGUCAGCGCGGCUCGGCCGGGCGCCGGGAUGGCGAACAGCGGCGCGCUGGGAGUCGUCGUCGCCGACGAAGGCGUCGUCCGUCCUUCGGCAGCGCCGGUGAUCGCACACUCGCCCGCAGCCGUGCACGGCACCAGCCCGAAAUAAUGCAGCACAGCGAGGGGAGGAGAAUAGGGGCAACAAAGGGAACGAGAUCGACAACGCGGUCGAGUAUGACGACGAGGAUGACGAAAUCGAUGAGUUCGAAGAAGUCAUGAAGCAACUCGAGCCAAAGUAUCGGCGCUAUGCCAACUGGCGAAUCUGAAUGCUGUUUGAAACUGUCUAUCGUUAUUUUCGGUGAUCGUCGGUGCAAAAUGGGUGCGUGCUCGGCUGCAAGGACCAACGAUUUCAUAAACACACUUAACAUUCUUCAUCCCUCUGCAGGCCUCUGAAUUCGUGGAUACCAAGUGAAUCUUUGGUAUUCCAAAUUCUUCGACUGCUGCUGAUCCCGAAAUCUAUAGUACGCGUAACAUGAACUAUAGAUUUUCAGCAGUGAAUAUCGGAACGCAGCUACAUAAUUUUCCUUUGAACGGGGGGGAGUGAACAUUUCCAUUUGGGCUUAAAUAACAUUUGGCUCUCGAAUUAAAAAAUUUCUAUUUUUCAUGAAUUCAUGCUAGUGGAAAGAAUGCAUGACUCCCUGGAAAUUGAUCAUGGACCUUCUCCUCCAGCGUGAAUUCACGAGAAGUGUAAUUUUUUAAAUUUGAAAACAUUGGAAUUUUCACGUUUCCGUCCUAAGGAAAAAUUAUAUGAUCGAUAUUACCAGGUUUUUCGCAUCAUGAAUCUCUGACUUUAUGUGUCUCAGUGCUGCCAUUCAGUCAUUUAAAUCACUUUUUUCCUGAGCUGCCGUUAAAUUUGUAAAAUAUAGGCGUCCUGUAUAUAUUUGUGCCUUCUCGUCUGCCGCCGAUUGUUUCCGAAAGCGUACUCAUAUUGUAUCGUUCAUGUCUUUAAUCUCUAUUAUGAACGUUCGAAUCGUACUAAGAACUCGCCACAUAUUAAAUUAUCCAAAGAUAAACUCGGAAAAGUAAGAAUCAAUAUUACUUUUUUGCUCAAACGGUCUUAGUUACUCUCAGAAUUUGACAAAAAAUGUCACUUUUGGCGUCACUAUUUUGUUAUUUGAAAAAUUACUUUUGUCACCUGUUCUGCUGAGAAGCAAUCACUGUUUCUUUUUUUUUUUUGUACCGAUGAGUGAACGGCAGCCCCGUGCAUCCGAAAGAGAUCUCACGUCCGAAGAGUCAGGAUCCAAGUAUCCCUCGGCAUCACGAAUCCUGGACUCUGAUAGAUAAAUCGCACGCACGUUGCUGAAAAUUUUUAUCGGUACCAUCGUAACAAUACCUUUGAUAUCGUCUACGUGGCUACCUUAAUUCCCGUUUGUCUUCGUCGUGCGGAUCUUUUUCGUUUCGUGGACUCUUGGAUCCGCAGAAUCCCAGUUUCUCGCGGAUCCACGUUCCAUGGGUCCUUGGAGCCGCCGCCGCACACCGUUGUUAGGAAAAUAGCAGCGCAAAUCGUUGACGAGCCCGCGCCAGCCGAAAUUAUACAUCGUGCGACAGCGAGCGUUGUAAACUUAAUUUUUAACUGUAAUAGGUGUCAAUAGUGUCUUACGUAUUAGCUAGUUAGUUUGUCGGCCAUUUUUUAUUUCGCGACGAGGGAGGGGGGACGAAUGCGGGUCGGGAAGCAGGGAAGAAGGGUUAUAUCGAGAGUGUACAGUAGACGAUCGAUUCUAGUCUCGAAGACAGUCGAUCUGUCGGAAAAUUGUAAAAAAAAAACUUAAUCGCGCAUCAUUCGUGUCUCUCUCGCCGCGCGACGGUGCGCUCUGCUGUGCACGCGGCGGUGGAUCGAUGUCGCGCGCGACGCCAGUGCUUCUUAAACUUACAGAUCACGGGAGACCAAAGGGUAGAAUCGUUUCUUUCUCGCAUCCGUGAGAAGGUGUUCUCUGAUGAAAAGAAAAGAAGGGAAAAGAGAGAACGACGGGCGACAAAAGUUACGAAGCGUGUCCGGGUGUGUUUCGUUGCUGAUUACUACAGGGAUAUCUUUCGCGAUCGGACUUAGCUUGUGGAAGGCUGAGCUGAGUAGGAAAAGCGGUGAUGAUCGUCCGAGUGCUGACGUGUAUCUGAUAGGUAGUUAAAUAGAGAUAUCAAAAAAUAGGUAAUUUUCUCACUAAGGGACUAUCCGUGCCGUGAAUCAAAGAAUCCGCAACUGAGAGGGCAUCUGGGCUUGACACCACAGCCUGCGUAUGUAAGAGAUAGGUAGCAGUAAAGUUUUACAAUUAACGCGUGAAAAACGGAAGGGUUUGCGCCGGGUUAAAAAUCAAAACGGGGAAAAUCGACGGAGCCGACGACGGAGUUCCGGUCGCGCUUACUUACCAUACCCGCCCCACGUCGAUUUCGCUCUGCAUUUGACCGGAUCGGCUCUGGACGGACUUAUCCGUUUUCUCUGAUUUUUACGGUUGACUUUUUACGGUUAUCUCUCCGGUCGGCUGAACAGUAGGGUAGACGUUGUAACUGGCGGAUGAAUAUUCGUCGCAAUUAUCUUAACUAACUAACCGUAGAGGUUUCUUUCUUUUAGUUUGCGUAUCUCUCCAGAUCUUCGUGGAAGAGAGGUUUAAGGAAACACUGACCUAAAGAACGUGGCGAUUACCUUAAAACGAAACACUCUAACGAAUUAAUACUUAAAUCGUACAUCACUGUUUAACUGCAACUGGAAAAGAAAAACCUUCCCGAAUGCCUUGCGUAUACAGUAUGUUAUAGAAAAUGUGAGAAUCAGUAAUAGGUUACUUUCGGAGGAACUUGAAAAGUUUCUUUUUUAUUUUAUAUAUAUAUUUAUAUGUGAAGAGAAAAUUUAAUCGUGCUGGCACUUGAUAUUGAGGAUUAAAGUAUGCAACUAGUCAAAGUUUUAAAGGCAUAAAUAAUUACGAAAACGUUACUUGUUAAUUAGAGUAUAUUGUAAAUAAAUUGUGUUUUAACGAAAUUUUAAUUGGACGGAUGUAAUUGUCGAGAAGAUUAUAAUUGAAUGUUGAAAAAAAAUUAAAAGUUGCUUGGAAAGGGAGAAGAAGCGAGAUUUAAGAGAUUUUGUUGAACAAUGUAUGUCGAGCUUCUAAAUUUAAUUGGAAGAAAACGUUCCUAUCACUGGUUAUCAUAUUCUUCGAGAUGUUCUGUAUAUUUACGUAUACCUGUGGAUAUGCGCGCGUGUAUGUGCGUGCGUGCGUGCGUGCGUGCGUGUGUGUG
Molecule: messenger RNA, 8996 nt
Organism: Dinoponera quadriceps
Lineage: Eukaryota; Metazoa; Arthropoda; Insecta; Hymenoptera; Formicidae
Exons: 11
Coding region: 319-5883 (1854 amino acids)
Molecular function (GO): protein binding
Source: RefSeq, a predicted model, not a curated record